This is a messenger RNA of Babjeviella inositovora NRRL Y-12698, 743 nucleotides long. RefSeq names its product import motor complex subunit (gene PAM16). Lineage: Eukaryota; Fungi; Ascomycota; Pichiomycetes; Serinales. The record is from RefSeq and is a predicted model, not a curated record. Gene Ontology annotation, biological process: protein import into mitochondrial matrix. The transcript has a single exon. Bases 20 to 415 code for a protein of 131 amino acids. Gene Ontology annotation, cellular component: TIM23 mitochondrial import inner membrane translocase complex.
ACAUCACACACCGCACAAGAUGGCUCACAGAUUAUUGAUCCAAGUUGCCGUCACUGGCGCCCAGGUUUUCGGCCGUGCUUUCACGGAGGCCUACAAACAGGCUGCCGCCACCACCGCUAAACAGUCUGCCUCCAGGGCUGCACGCGCCACCAACAACGGGAUGCCGGUGGAUGAAGCAUGCAACAUUUUGAACAUCGAACAGAAGGAUUUGACCUUGGAUAAGGCCCAGGAGAAGUACGACUACUUGUUCAACAUCAACGCUAAGGAAAAUGGUGGUUCCUUCUAUUUGCAGUCGAAGGUCUACAGAGCUAUGGAGCAGUUGAAGAGCGAGAUCGAGUUUGCGCAAGCGGUCAGAGAGGAAGAAGCAGCCGCUAAAGCUGAGAGCGCCGAGGGAGGCGCUGAGAAAAAGAAAUAAACCCGUUACACAGCUUCAUAGCCCCACCCACACCACAUAUCUUUCAGAUACCUGCAUCCUCAGAGAGCCAUAUGUAUAUAUAGCUGGUUGCUCUGACUCCGCCCAAAGCUGUGGUACACGUUCAUUGUAUAUAGUACCGCCUUUCUCCUUAAUGGUUGUUUUUUUAGUCUCGCUCUCGUAUGCGAAUGCAUUCCCAAUCAGUGACGUGUAGGUAGGAAAGGGCCAUUCUCGUAUAGUUUAUCUUUCAGAUAAUGAAAUAGCAAUUAUCAUAUAAAAAGCACUGCAUGCCGUCAUUGUCAUUGCUUUAUUAAACGAACCUGUUUGACUU